Molecule: messenger RNA, 2655 nt
Organism: Erigeron canadensis
Lineage: Eukaryota; Viridiplantae; Streptophyta; Magnoliopsida; Asterales; Asteraceae
Product: alpha-L-fucosidase 2-like
Exons: 9
Coding region: 100-2463 (787 amino acids)
Biological process (GO): carbohydrate metabolic process
Molecular function (GO): alpha-L-fucosidase activity
Source: RefSeq, a predicted model, not a curated record
AUAGAUUCUUUCUCUUGCUAUAUUAUAUACAGUACACAUAGAAACGUUACAUUAUACUAUUGUAGCAGAGUGUGUGGAAAUAAAAUUAAAAUAAAUUAAAUGGAAGAAGAAGGGAAUAAUAAUAAGUUGAAGGUUAGAUUUAACGAAGAAGCAAAGCAUUGGACGGAUGCGCUUCCGAUCGGGAAUGGGCGUCUUGGUGGGAUGGUGUGGGGUGCUGUCUUCUCUGAAACCAUCAAUCUUAAUGACGACACUCUAUGGACAGGAGGUCCGGGGAACUACACAAACCCAAACGCCCCAAAAGCUCUAUCUGAAGUCCGGAAACUUGUGGAUGAUGGGAAAUAUGCCAAAGCUACUACAUCAGCCAUCAACUUAUCUGGAGAAGGCCCUAAUGCAUACCAAAUCUUAGGUGACAUCAAUCUAGUAUUCAAUCACGAUGCCUCUUCAUAUGACAAGUCAACAUAUCAACGAGAGCUGGAUCUCGAUAACUCCAUGGUAAAAGUUAGUUAUUCUAUUGGUGAAGUGCUAUUCAAACGGGAGCAUUUUGCUUCAUACCCAGAUCAAGUUAUUGUGACAAAGAUUUCUGGAAACAAGUCAGGUUCUCUGUCUUUCACUGCAUCUCUUGAUAGCAAGCUACCUCAUCGUUCUUAUAUAAAUGGUCAAAAUCAAGUAGUUAUGGAAAAAGCCGAAGAUGGAAUUCAGUUUUCUGCUAUUCUUGAUUUGCGUAUUAGUGAUGGUAUUGGCACUAUAAGUGUUUCGGAAGAUAAGAAGAUUGAGGUGCAGGGAUGCGAUUGGGCUAUUAUACUUUUAGUUGCAUCAUCUUCAUUUGAAGGGCCAUUCAAUAAGCCUGCAGAUUCUAAAAAAGAUCCUAAAUCUGAGUGUUUUAGCACAUUGAAAUCGUUAAAGAGUUUUUCAUAUGAACAACUUUAUACUCGGCACUUGCAUGAUUAUCAGAAUCUGUUUCAUUCUGUCUCUGUUAAACUUUCAAAUGGAUCAAAACCCACUGAGAAAGAUUUGGUCGCAACUUCAGAGAGAGUCAAGUCUUUUAAAAUGGAUGAAGAUCCUGCGUUGGUCGAGUUAUUAUUUCAAUACGGUCGUUAUUUGCUUAUUUCUUGCUCGAGGCCUGGAACUCAGCCCGCAAAUCUGCAGGGUAUAUGGAAUGAUAAAGUCUACCCACCAUGGAACGGGGCACCUCACUUGAACAUCAAUCUUCAAAUGAACUAUUGGCCUUCACUUUCGUGUAACCUUCAUGAGUGCCAUGAGCCAUUGUUUGACUACAUUACAUCUCUUUCGGUCAAUGGGACUAAAACUGCAAAAGUAAAUUACGAAGCAAACGGGUGGGUAGCACAUCAGGUGUCUGAUAUUUGGGCUAAGACAUCCCCUGAUGCAGGGGAUCCCGUUUGGGCAUUAUGGCCAAUGGGUGGAGCCUGGGUCUGUACCCAUUUAUGGGAGCAUUAUACUUAUACACUGAACAAAGAAUUUUUAGAAAAGAAAGCGUAUCCGUUACUUGAAGGAUGUGCUAUGUUCCUUUUGGACUGGUUGAUUGAAGGGAAAGAAGGAUAUCUUCAAACUAAUCCAUCUACUUCUCCAGAACAUAUGUUCACUGCUCCUGAUGGUAAACCGGCUAGUGUCAGUUAUUCAACCACCAUGGAUAUAUCCAUCAUUAAAGAAGUAUUUUCUGCCAUUAUUUCUGCUGCUGAGGUUUUGGGUAAGGGUGAAAAUGAUCUGAUGAAGAAAGUACUAAAAGCCCAACAAAGACUUCCUCCAACAAAAAUAGCCAAAGAUGGCUCCAUUAUGGAAUGGGCUCAAGAUUUUGAGGAUCCAGAUGUGCAUCACCGACAUAUUUCACACUUAUUUGGGCUAUUUCCAGGCCACACUAUAACACCAGGGAAAACUCCUGAACUUUGUAAAGCUGCAGAGCACUCUCUUAAUAAAAGAGGAGAGGAGGGUCCAGGAUGGUCAACUACAUGGAAAGCAGCUUCCUGGGCUCGGCUUCAUAACAGCGAACAUGCAUAUGAAAUGAUGAAACAUUUGUUUGAUUUGGUUGAUCCUGAAAAAGAAAGCAACUAUGAAGGUGGACUUUACAGUAAUCUAUUUACCGCACACCCUCCUUUUCAGAUAGAUGCCAACUUUGGUUUCAGUGCAGCAUUAGCCGAGAUGCUGAUCCAAAGCACCAUAAAUGACAUUUACUUGCUUCCUGCACUUCCUCAAGACAAAUGGAUAAACGGUUCUGUGAUAGGACUAAAGGCACGUGGGAAUGUAACGGUCAGUAUCUCAUGGAAUGAUGGAGAUCUCCAUCAGUUCAGUCUCUGGUCAGAUCACAAAAAGGGUCAAAGCUUCACAAAAACAAUACAUUAUAAAAAACUGAGUGUUGAGGCUACAAUCUUAACAAGAAAAGUAUAUACAUUUGAUAAGCAUCUAAGACCCAUAAAGACAUCUUCUUUGUUAGAUCAUUCAAGCACGUAGCUUAGCGGUAUGUGGUUUGGUUCUAAGGGGUGUUAAUAUUCUUAGAGGCACCAGUCUAAAUCUUCUAUAUUCUAGGAUGAAAAUAGAGAUCAAAUGUCGAUACGAUAUAUGUAUGUUUGUGAAGGUUUGCAUUCUUUUGGUCUAUUUCAUUUGGUAUCUAUGAAUAAGCAAAUGCUGGAAUUUAGGCAAGUA